Odocoileus virginianus texanus is the source of this 1970-nucleotide messenger RNA. It is a transcript of the gene PRR11, whose product is annotated as proline rich 11. The record is from RefSeq and is a predicted model, not a curated record. NCBI's taxonomy places the organism in Eukaryota, Metazoa, Chordata, Mammalia, Artiodactyla, Cervidae. Gene Ontology annotation, cellular component: cytoplasm; nucleus.
CAUUGGCUGCGGCCGUAUCUCGGCGUUUAAUUUCACAGCGAGGGUUCUGCAGAAGGAAGCUUGCGAUUGGUGCAGUCGGAAGAAGAGCCAACCAAUUACGCAAAAGCUUCCACAAGCAGCAAAGGGGACGUGACACGCCUUUCCUCUCUGACUUCCCCUCCACUUCACUCCCGCCUUCCCCUUAUUCAUACAAGAAGCGCCUCAUUCCUGAUUGGUCCGAGCUUCGUGCUGCUUCAGCCAAUCACAAGCCAAACUGUGCUCCCGGCACUACAUAGAGAGCGAAUUGUGGAAAGACCAAGGCUACGAUUGGUCCCUUCGCGAUAAGGUUUUAAUUUUGAAUUUUCCUUUAUGGCAAGGGAGAGGCCUCUGACGUGACUCCAUCGUAUCCCCGGACUCUUAAGACUAGGAAAAUACCUUGCACAACAAUGAAGAGUCACUGAAAAAGUGUAUGUGAAGGUGCCUAAAAGUACAUGGGCAUCCAAUAAAAAGAAACCAUGCCCAAAUUCAAGCAGCGAAGAAGAAAGCUAAAAGCCAAAGCAAAAAGAUUGUUCAAAAGAAAAGAAGCCUCUCACUUUCAGUCUAACCUAAUUACACCUCCUCCUCCACCACCCUCACCAGAAAGAGCGGUUAUUCCUUCAACAGAUAUACCCAUUAGCAGAAGUUGGCUAAGACUCUCCUGGAACUUCAGAUUUCCCAGUUUUAAAAAUGCAAUAAAGCUUUGGACAAAUAGAGUAUGGUCUAUAUACAGCUGGUGCCAGAGCUGCAUGAUCCAGAGUUUAGAAGUCUUAAAAAACACCAUUUUUCCAUCCCGUCUCUGCCACCAAGAACUUCGAAGUCUAAAACAACGGUUUUGCAUUUUGGAAGAUGAAGUAUGCAAGCUCCAGGAAGCACUGAAGGCCAUCUCAGAAAAUUCCUCGCGUCCCAGCUGUGGGCAAGCGUGUCACAUGGGUGGUAAGCUUCCAGACGUGCCCGCCUGUGCGCCAGCCAGCCCUGCAGACUCCGCAGAUCUCCGUCCUCCCUCCCCAGCUCAGCCCACCAGUCAUCCUCCUCCCCUUCCUCCCCCUCCUCCCACGCCUCCCCCUCUGCCUCCACCCCCACCACCGACAGCGCCAUUGCUGCUCAGAAAAUCUGCUCUCACGAAAGCACUUCAGGCUGGACCAUUAAAAAAAAAUGGACCCAUGCAGAUAACAGUUAAAGAUCUACUGACUGUGAAAUUAAAGAAGACACAGAGUUUGGAUGAAAGGAGGAUGCUUGUACCAUCACCAAAGGUACAGAACCCACUGGUUACUGUCUCUGACCUGCAGCGCGUUACCCUGAAACCAAAGUCCAAAGUGUUGUCAACUCGAGUUACAAAUGUCUUAAUUACUCCUGGUAAAAGUCAGUUAGAUCUACGGAAACUACUUAGAAAAGUCGAUGUGGAAAGGAGCCCAGGUGGAACCCCGCUUACUAAUAAAGAAAAUCUGGAAACAGGAACUGGGCUGACCCCAGUAAUGACCCGGGCCUUGAAGAGAAAAUUUCAGCUGGCUCACCCUAGAAGCCCAACUCAAACUCUGCCAGUUUCUACAAGCAACUUUGAUGAACAAAACUGAUGCCACCUCUGCCUGACCCCCAGCAAUGAUCCAUAAAAUGUACAUAUAAAAUGACCCCAAUCCUUUUUAAAUGUAGUAUGUAUAAAUGAUUAUAUUAAUAUAUAAUUCAUUUGAAGAAUUAAAAUAUGGUGGAGCCCAUGCAUACUGUAAUGUAAAGUGGGUAUUCAAAUACUUUCUAGUUUAUAUGAUUGCUCACAGGACAGAUGGGAAAAUGCAAUCCCCAGAGUGAUGUUUAUCCUGGAAUUACUAAGUUUAGGUUGGAAAGGUUAUUCAAAUUUAACUAGAUAACUCUAAUUUGUGCUCUAUAUGUACAGUUAUGGCAUUAAUAAAAUAACCUGGUACCCAUUCAUCUUGGGUAUUCUCAGGCAAUUGGAAAGCAAA